This is a messenger RNA of Medicago truncatula (barrel medic), 1277 nucleotides long. Its product is annotated as BI1-like protein. The record is from RefSeq and is a predicted model, not a curated record. The transcript has 4 exons. Gene Ontology annotation, cellular component: membrane. NCBI's taxonomy places the organism in Eukaryota, Viridiplantae, Streptophyta, Magnoliopsida, Fabales, Fabaceae. Bases 125 to 898 code for a protein of 257 amino acids.
AGUAAACAACGCGCAUUCAUUCAUUUUUGUCAUCAUCAUAUACACACACUUAAGAUAUUUUCUCCUAAAAAAAACCAGAAGAAGCAAGAAGACGAAUCUGUUAAUCAGAUCUCCGAAGAAGAAGAUGAUGAUGUUCGAUCAGCAACCACCACAUCAACAAGAUAAACGAGGCUACACAAGCGUGAAAAGAGAUGAAGCUGAAUUGGACAUCGAAUCUGGAGAAACCCUCUACCCAGGUCUCUCCCUCGGUGAAAAUCAACUCCGUUGGGGUUUCAUCCGUAAAGUCUACGGAAUCCUCUCCGCUCAGAUCCUCUUAACCACCAUCGUCUCUGUCAUAACUGUUUUCUAUACUCCUCUUAAUCUUCUUCUUAGGGGCAAUUCCCCUCUUCUCUUGUUCCUCGUCUUUCUUCCAUUCAUCUUUUUGAUUCCGUUGUUGAGGUAUCAGCAAAAGCAUCCUCAUAAUUAUAUCUUGCUUGGACUUUUUACUUUGUCGAUUAGUUUCACCGUUGGAGUUACCUGUGCUAACACCGAUGGAAAAAUUGUGCUUGAGGCGUUGGUUUUGACAUCUGCGGUGGUUUCUUCUCUAACUGCUUAUGCUUUCUGGGCUUCCAAGAAGGGCAAGGAUUUUAGCUACCUUGGUCCUCUUUUGUUUACCUGUCUCUUUACUCUUGUACUCACCGGCAUGAUGCAGAUGUUCUUCCCUCUUGGGCCAGUGUCACAUGCUAUCUAUGGUGGAGUUGGUGCUAUGAUUUUCUCUGCUUAUAUUGUCUACGACACUGACAAUCUGAUCAAGCGCCAUACUUAUGAUGAAUACAUUGGGGCCUCUGUCACUCUUUAUCUCGACAUUCUGAACCUGUUCCUUUCCAUCUUGAGGAUUCUGAGGGAGGCAAACAAUUAAUCAUCCUUAGUGAAUUGAGGUUGACCAAAAAUAAGUGAAACUACUUUAAUGCAUUGCAUCUUUGUGAUGCUGUAAUAAGCAUAAUGCAGAUAUACAAUGCUUUUCUAGUAUUCCUUUACAGCUGACAGAUGGCACUUUUGGUGAAAUGGGAAAUUUGUAGCUUUACAAUUGUACUUAGUGUGAUAAAAGAAUUUCAUCUGGGAAUUGUUCUUUUAACUAUGAAUUUAAUGCUCUCUCGCUAUAUUUAAUACAUAGGUUAUCAUUCUAUAACCCUGGUAUUGUAUGUAGAGAAUUAUGAUAUCAUUGCUGGUGUUAUUGUAAAAUGCAACUUGGUGCUAUGUCGAAUUGUUGAUGAUAAAUGUAUAGUUUUGAUAUCUUA